AUGUUUCAAGAAAGCGCGGAGAAGGUAGCGCCAUUGCUGCAGAACGGCAUCUCUAGUGGCGCAGAGCAGGGCAUGGAUGCCAUUAACAGCUUGAUUCAUUACGGCUGAAGCUGAAGAUUCGUUAUUUCAACUGCGCAUAUUGUUCGAUAGAUAUUAUGUUGAUGACAGACCCUACUACCGGCGAGGUCUGAUUCCUAUGUAGGACAAUGGAAAAAGAACCGAUAACCGUAGGCCCAUAGCCCUAGACCCUGACCCUAACUCUUACUACCGAAAAAGAACCUCGAUUUGAGUUCUCCUUCUCUCCCUUCUAAUCCGAGCAAGGUCCAAGAGGCGUUUCGAAGCUAGCCUUCUUGAUCAGUCUGAUUACCACUGCAGUUGGGCUAUUGGAGAUUAUCAUGACGAUUCUGAAUCCGUUAUCGAUAUUCUUCGCGCCGUUUCAUUUGGUAUAUAUUUUGAAAUACAGCCUGAUAGCGCUACUUGCUUAGAAAGUGGUUGAGACGAAGGAGGAAACGAAGAGAAACAUGAUAGCACUACUUGACUACCUCUAAGUUCUUCUACAAGAACGUGAGAAAAGUACUACGUCUAAGUUCAUCUUUGUUCUGCCUCAACAUGCUCAUCAUCUAGAAGAACAUCCUUAUUUCAUGAAGACCACUGCCCUGUCUCCUAGGUCCUGUCCUGCUACAUCGUGCUCUUCGGUGCUGCGGGUAUGGUGCUCGAGUGCGACGUGGAGUGGCUUGCCGGAAUGAAAUACUGGCCUCUGAUCCAGUUUUAUAUCCCUGAUGUGAUGACGAAGCUCCAGGAGUAUCAGAAGAUUGUGUUUCACCGUGCUAACUUUUUGACCGAAGUUCACGGGAGAGCGGGAUUCUACGGCUUCCUCGGCAUCCUUUGCGCGACGCAGUGCUUCCUGUGUCCCUUUUUCCUGGUAGUAUCCAUAGUACAAGCUUCUUCAUGGCUAGUUACUAGCUGCUGCUAGUACUGCUCAUUACGUUUUGAAAGAACAAAUUUGUAUCGAUUACCCUCAUUAACCUCCAAUUCUGUAUACCUCCAGGUUGGCCUCAUCAACAUGGGUUUAGCCGGGUUACUCGUGUAUCUAAUGCGCGAGGAAACUGUGGAUCUGUCGUAUCAGCAUGUCCGCGAGAAAUUCUUCGAACAGAUGCACAAUGUCGCAGCGAUCACGAAUAAAGCUGCGCAAGGGAUGGGGGCUCCUCAACAGGCAACGGCACCGACGGCACAAGAGACGAGAUUGUGA
This is a messenger RNA of Amoebophrya sp. A25, 1249 nucleotides long. The record is from the annotation of a GenBank genome assembly. NCBI's taxonomy places the organism in Eukaryota, Dinophyceae, Syndiniales, Amoebophryaceae.